GUUUUACCACUCAUAGUAUUCCAUUUACUGGCAAUUAUCUUUUAUCCUGCCCAUUAUUUACAUCAUGUUUCUAUCGUAUAUGUUUCUGCUCACCCUUCUAUACCCAGUGGGCAAUAUGAGGAGGCUGUGCGAAUGGUGUUAGACAACGCACCGGUAAACUCAAAGGACGUGGGCCUUAAGGAGGCCGCCUCAGCACUGAUCCUGCGUGGCAUGUCAUCGAUACGCACAAACCAAAUUGAUGCCUUUGUGGGCGGAUUGAACCAAAAGCAGUUGGAUACGCUGAUGAAGUAUAUCUAUCGCGGCUUUCAGAAACCUGUUGAUAUUACUUGCCCUGCGCUGCUUACUUGGCACGAGAAGGUUUGGAAACUCAGUUCAAUAUGCCGCGUCUUGACAGACAGGCAGGUUGUCUGA
Hydatigera taeniaeformis is the source of this 411-nucleotide messenger RNA. NCBI's taxonomy places the organism in Eukaryota, Metazoa, Platyhelminthes, Cestoda, Cyclophyllidea, Taeniidae. The record is from the annotation of a GenBank genome assembly.